This is a messenger RNA of Erpetoichthys calabaricus (reedfish), 3704 nucleotides long. RefSeq names its product zinc finger protein OZF. Gene Ontology annotation, biological process: regulation of transcription by RNA polymerase II. Gene Ontology annotation, molecular function: DNA-binding transcription factor activity, RNA polymerase II-specific; RNA polymerase II cis-regulatory region sequence-specific DNA binding; protein dimerization activity. The record is from RefSeq and is a predicted model, not a curated record. Lineage: Eukaryota; Metazoa; Chordata; Cladistia; Polypteriformes; Polypteridae. The transcript has 2 exons. Bases 34 to 1674 code for a protein of 546 amino acids.
GAAGAAGCCACUGUAAUUUACUGUAACACCAAGAUGGAUGUGAAAGAGGAGGCGUACGAGGCUGGAAUUAAUACCAUGGAGGUAACAGCUGUAAAUAUUAAGGAGGAGGAGCGUGCAUGGGAGUCUGUCCAUCAUGACAAAGAGAGUCGCCUCAUUAAAGAUGAGGAUUGUGAAGUGGCAUCAUCAGACAUUAAAGAAGAAGCAGAGGAGACCUCUGUCAACACUGAGAUGCACAAACAUAAUAUUGUGGAUCCUGUCAACCUCAAGUUGAGGUCUGAAUCACUGCAAUCUGAUCCAAAGAGCACUAAGGAAAUUUCAUCUGUUAGAACUUGUGAAGAUCCACCUCCACCUACAAAUCAAUCUGGAGAAAGAGAAAAUCGUCACUGCUGCUUUGAAUGUGGAAAACAAUUCUGUCACAGGAGUGCUCUUCAGAGACACAAUAGAAUUCACACCGGAGAAAAGCCGUAUUGCUGUAACGAAUGUGGCAAACAAUUUUCACUGAAGAGCAGCCUUCUGGCACACACAAGAACUCACACAGGAGAGAAGCCGUAUUGCUGUAGUGAAUGUGGUAAACGAUUUUCAAAUCUGAGCCAACUACAGAGCCACAAAAGAACUCACACUGGAGAGAAGCCAUACUGCUGUUCUGAAUGUGGUAAACGAUUUUCACAAAGCAGCCAUCUUCAGAGUCACAAAAAAAUUCACAUUGGAGAGAAGCCGUACUUCUGUUCUGAAUGCGGCAAACGGUUUUUGAAAGUGGGCAAUCUUCAGAGCCACAAAAAAGUUCACACAGGGGAAAAGCCAUAUGGCUGUUUGGAAUGUGGGAGACGAUUUUUGAAAAUGAGCAAUCUUAAGAGCCACACAAGAAUUCACACGGGAGAGAAGCCAUUUUGUUGUUCUGAAUGCGGCAAACAAUUUUCUCAUAUGAUCAGUCUUAAGAGACACACUAUAGUUCACACAGGAGAAAAGCCGUAUUGCUGUUUAGAAUGUGGCAAACAAUUUUCAUGGAAAAAGAUUCUAUUGGCCCACACAAGAAUUCACACAGGAGAAAAGCCAUUUUCCUGUUGUGAAUGUGGCAAACAGUUUUCGCACAGGAGUGGCCUUUGGAGCCACAAAAGAAUUCAUAUGGGAGAGAAGCCAUAUUGCUGUUCUGAAUGUGGCAAACAGUUUUCUCAAAGUAGCCAUCUUCAGAGUCACAAACAAAUUCAUACAGGAGAGAAGCCAUAUAGCUGUUCUGAGUGUGGCAAGCAGUUUUUGAAAAUGAGCAGUCUUCAAAGCCACAAAAUAAUUCACAUUGGUCCCACUACUAUAGAACUGACAAGUCAACACAACAGUACUGUGAGUAAGAAAAUGAGAGCAGGAGACACAAUCCAGUGGUCAGUUGAAGACAAAGAGGAGAUCAUGUACUGCUACUUCUAUGCAACUGAUCCCAAGUUCCCAACUAAAGGAUAUGCCAGGAGGGCUCGUGAAAAACUGCAGUACAGAAAUAUAAUUUUGAUUUCCAAAUUGGAUAAGGUGACAGAUGCAAAUUUAAGAUCCCUAAUUGGAAUAAUUAAAGAAAGAAAACAAAUAAGUCAUGAGAAAUUAGAAUACCUCCAAAGAACAGCAAAAGAAGACAUAAUACAAGAAACAAAGCAGCAUUUACAACAUGAACACACUGGUAGCCAAAUUGAGUAAAAGGGAAGACAGAUUUGAAGACAAAUUCAGAACUCAACAUCCAAACAUGAAUUGACUGAUAAGUGAUUAUCAGCCAGAAGUGGAAUGUUCUUAAAAGCAAUGGAUUCUUACAGUGAAAUACCAACAAUAAUGAGGAGUUAAAGAAAUUGAGUAACGUACAUUAGAUUGUAAGUAACAACGAAAGUUUAAACUCCAGCGUAACCACCCAAAAGCACAAGAGCUGAUCAACCCAAACAAGCGGAGCAUCCAGAAUUAGAAAACAAAAACAACAAAAAAGGAGAAAAUCUACAGUCAUCCAGAUCCAAAAGAAAACAAAACAAGCAAAAAGAGCAACCCAGCAAGAGCAGAAAUGACAACAUUGUUAAAAGACAAAGAAGCCCAAGAAAUGAAAGAAGAGCUCUUGGACUUAAUCAUCAAAUAAGAAUACAAAAGUUGAUGGAAAAGACAAGUGACCAGGGCUGACGUUUGAGUACUGCAAGUAAUGUGAAUAAGGCACAACCAGCACUAUGCAAUGAAUUAACAACAAAGCAUGAUUAAGUAGUGAACAGAAAACAAAGAAGAACAUAAAGUUAAGAAAACAUUAACAAAUGUACACUCCACCCUAGAUGAAACUGAUUGAAGAAAAGAAAAAACAACCUGUUGGAAGUGGUGGCAUUAAUGAAGGUAUAUAUGAAAGGAGUGAAAUCACAAAGUUCCAGGAAAAAUACAACGGUUAAAGUAACAAAUGUGUAUUAACACAUGAACUUCACCAUAUCAAACAAGAAACUUACACUUUGGGCUUCUGUCUGAAUUCUAUUAGAAUUUAAACAGAAUUCCUAUGAAAGGGUGCAAAACAGACUAUUUAGAGGCAAUCCAAAGAAGUCCUAUGGAAGUUAAUUAACUUCACCACUAGACAAAAAAGACAGUGAAACAUUUUGGAGAAAAAAUUAAGACAAUGCUCAAGAACACAAUAAAGGAGCAACAUGGAUAAGCAAAUUAUAGAACAAAAAACACCCAAAUGAAAGAAAUGAAAUGGCAUGCAGUAAAGCCGAAGAAACUGAAAACAAACUCAGAAUGGCUCCUAACUGGAGUGCACCCUGUGCAGAUGUCAUACCCAACUUCUGACAUGAGAAGCUAAAAUUGCAGUGUCAGGAUAUGACUCGAGUAUAAAAGUAAGUUAAUGGAGCAACAACAGACAACACAACAAUGGCUUGCUACAGGAAAAAUCUUCAUGUUAUCUAACUCGGAUAUAAUCUCCCCUUUGUCUUCCUCUCCCCUGUACAUAAGUUCUUUAAAGCAAAAGAUAUUGGUAGAAUUCUAAACACCCGGAUCAAAAUACUUUAUGUGCAACAGUACAAAAGGAAAGUAAAGCAAAGUCAUAUGGAAGAAAAGACCAGCUUUUAUAAAGUUAUGCAAGAAAGGCAGAAACUGCAAUGUGGCCUGGAUGGACUAUAAAAAAAAAAAAGAUCUGUAGUAGUGUAUCAGACUCCUUGAUACACAAAUUCUUACAAUUAUACGUAAACAACUUUUUAUGAAUUUCAAGACUAAUGCUAUGUAAUUUCAAACCUAUCUGCAGUUUCACCAAAUAUAACAAUAAGGGGGAAACAUUCCAAGGAGACUUGCAGUCACUGCACUUGUUCUGUCUGGCAUCAAACCCACUAAGUGCCCUCCUUCAAUAACGCUGGUCAUGGGUGGUUCAACAUCUUCACUAAAUAUCAACUGAAUUGUUAAAUUGUCACUCUAUUGUUCUUUAGGGAUACCUUGAGGCUACAACUCCAGCAACCGGCACCUAGAAGAACAGCUGCACUUGGUUACAGAAUAUUUGAACAACAGCUAAAUGACAUUUGGAGUUGACCGAUAUGCCAGACUGACCUUCACAAAUUGGAAAUUAACAUCAAUUAAAAAUAUUGACCUCAAUCAUAACUUUAUCAGAAAAUUGGAGCCAGAAGAACCUUUUAACACUUGGGAGAUUAAUGAAGGAGCAGAUCUAAACCUUAAGACACUAAGGCAGACUGUUGGCAAAGAGUACAUCUGUAGAGUGAUUUUUAAAA